AAUAUUAAAAUAUGGGAUAUUAUGCGUUAACGGUAUCUAUCUUACCCCGCCCUACUAUAUGACAUUUUCAUUGACACAAAAAAGGCACUUUUUUAACUUUAUACUUUUUCGUUCAAUGUCAAUUUGCUUAGGGCCGAUUGCGGUAAACUGCACUGCACCGCUUCGCGUUACCGCGUGUGAAACAGAACAUCUGUGUAAUGUAAAUAUAACUACUGUCGUUGCCUGUCACUUGCGAUUAAGUUAACACUUAUUCUUUAAUAUGCAUAUAGGUAUUUAGCAGAUUUACGCUUUUUAGUUUGGGUUAAUACUUUCAGUAAAAAGUAAAAUAUUAUAGUGGAAUAAAUGCAUUAUAAAUUUCGGCUCUUCUAGAACAGAGAUGGUUUGCUAUAAAAUGCGCAACAAAAAAAACUAGUCUCGUUUAUGACGCUAGUUUUUGAAAAAAUCUUUGCAUAUUCGUAGAACGUGGUGUAUUCUGUUAUAAUGUAACGAGAAUCCUCCAACAAUAUGAGUUCUAUAUAUCACCAGGGUCAGAUUAACGAAACUUUUUGCAAAAGCUCUUUCAGCUGAUUUAUUUUGUGCACUAAAUAUAAUUUACAAUAUGUUCGGUUUUAGCUAAGUUUGGGUUUGCAUACUAGCCAUUCGACCGUAAGAGUUCGUUUGUGUAAAAGAGAGUUUAACCUUAGGCGAGGCAGUUUAUUUCAGUGAAGCGUGUAGAGUGGAAUACCUCAACUGUAACGUUCACUAUCCCGCAGAAUGAAAUGCUUGGUUAGCUGCGAAUACACAGAGUUGCAUCUAACUCUUAACCAGACGGCAAAGCAAGGAAGUUUAUUGUGUAAUGGAACUUUAGCCUGCAUUUAUAAUGCCCCACGAGUAUUGCGGUAUACUCGGUCUAAUAUAAAAGAGAAAAGUUGUUGCAGAGAAUUACUAUAAUCAGUUUUAUUUGCAUUCUGCAGGCAGUUCAAGUUUUGUCGGCAUUGUCAAAAUAUUGACUAACCUAUCGCGUAAAGUAUACUUAUGCUGUUAGGCAUGUUAUAAAUAUGAUUGAGCUCGUUUUACAAGUUGAACUUGCUUAUAAAGGUUUCAAAAGUAUUCUGGUCAAUUUAAAUCGGAUCGCAAAACGUUGGGUCACAAAUUAACUCUUAGGUGAUUCGAAAAAUGCUCUUUAAAUAAUAAUGCUUUUCUUUCAAUGAGUAUUUUAUCACUAAUACAUACUUAAGAGUAUAUUAAGCCUAAGGCAUGUAUAGUGUAUGGCCGAUUUAUAUUUUCAGUGUUCUGUAGUUUUAGUGUACACAUUAAUAUUUAAUUCAAUAUGAAUCAAGAUGACGGUUCAACGAAAUUUGAACUAAAAAAGAAGAUCGGAUUUUUUGCGAGCGUUGCCCUAGUAGCUGGUAUGAUAGUGGGGGCUGGGAUUUUCAUUUCUCCGACAGGAGUAUUGAGAUCUGUGAACGGGAGCGUCGGUUUAAGUUUGGUGAUAUGGGUUGUAUGCGGUUUAGUUGCAAUGUGCUCCUCCCUUUGCUACUGUGAGCUUGGCACAAUGUUGAAAGCUUCAGGAGGUGAUUUCACAAACUUUAACCUUGCAUUCGGGCCAGCGUUCUCCUUCGUUUACAUAUGGUCUUCAAUAGCGAUAUAUCCUGGAGGGCCUGCAACGUUACUAAUUUUCGCCCGGUAUUUGUCAAGUCCAUUUUACCCAAUUGGGUGCAACCCGCCAGAAAGCGUAAUUAAACUGUUCGCAAUUUCACUUGCGUUUGUCCUCAUCUAUGUCAACUGCAGAAGCGUAACUGGAUCAGUUUAUUUUCAACUUACAUGCACUGCUGCUAAAUUCUUGGCUAUGCUAGUUAUCGCAACUGGAGGAAUCGUAGUCGCGAUCCAAGGCAACCCGGUAGCUACCCACAACUUCCAGCAUGCAUUUGAUUCAUCAGACUUUGAAGGCCUGACAGUACCAGACAUAGGCAGAGCCUGCUACCAAGGUUUAUUCGCAUAUAACGGUUGGCAUUUCAUUAACUCUGUUACUGAAGAGAUCUCCAACGUACAGCGGACGUUGCCACGCGCUUCUAUCGUGUCCGUGGUGUUAGUAAUGACCGUUUACUUGCUCGUCAACAUUGGAUAUUUCUCGGUUUUAACAGUGGAAGAAAUGCUCUCAUCAAAAGCUCUCGCUGUGGUAUUUGCCAACAAGAUCCUCGGUUCGUUCGCGUGGAUUAUUCCUGUAUCUGUAUGCAUCUCAAUAGUUGGAUCUCAAAACGGGGGUUACCUGUUGCGUGCCCGCCUGCCUUUUGUCGCAGCUAGAGACGGUAACUUACCAAAGAUAUUCGGGAUGAUACACGUCGAUCAUUACACCCCGGUACCUGCUAAUUUAUUAAACGGUGGAAUCAUCAUAUUUCUUAUAAUACUUGGUGACUUCGAUGCCCUCAUAUACAUACAAGGAUCUGUGUUUUGGUCGUUUUACGGGUUAAGUGCAGUUAGUCUUCUUGUUUUGAGACACAAGAUGCCAAACUUGCAUAGACCAUACAAGGUCCCAAUAUUUGUUCCCAUACUAACAGUGGUGUUCUCUCUCUACUUUGUGAUUGCACCCCUUGUGCACGACCCAAGCCCCAUAUACCUUUUCCCCGUAUGUUUCUAUAUUACGUCACUGAUUAUUUAUUACGUAUUCGUCGUCAAAAAGUUAGAGCUACCGGGAAGUGACGUAGCUACCAAAUUUAUUCAAAAACUUCUAAAAGUUGCAGAAACAGAUUGGGAGGGCGGCCCUUUUAACGAUAAAAGGUAGCUAUAUAUGUAUACUGUGUUUAUCAAAUUCGUGAUUAUUUAAUCUCUUCUUGAACAACACAAUAAGCAUUUGGUGAACAUUAUUCAUGUAAUUUGUAUUAUACGUCAUACAACUUCAAGAUGCGCAGCAGCAAGAUUUUAAAAACGCUUUAUCUGUUUGCUUUCUUCUUACAACUCGUCGCUUCUUAUUUUUCUUCCAGCCAUUGGAUUAGCU
Molecule: messenger RNA, 2974 nt
Organism: Ciona intestinalis (vase tunicate)
Lineage: Eukaryota; Metazoa; Chordata; Ascidiacea; Phlebobranchia; Cionidae
Product: b(0,+)-type amino acid transporter 1-like
Biological process (GO): amino acid transmembrane transport
Cellular component (GO): membrane
Molecular function (GO): L-amino acid transmembrane transporter activity
Source: RefSeq, a predicted model, not a curated record